Sycon ciliatum is the source of this 6108-nucleotide messenger RNA. RefSeq lists its product as uncharacterized. Lineage: Eukaryota; Metazoa; Porifera; Calcarea; Leucosolenida; Sycettidae. Gene Ontology annotation, biological process: DNA integration. The transcript has a single exon. The record is from RefSeq and is a predicted model, not a curated record. Gene Ontology annotation, molecular function: nucleic acid binding. The coding region runs from base 1 to 6108 and encodes 2035 amino acids.
AUGUCCGAGCGUACGAGUAGCGAUGUCGAGGAGAGCAGCUCGAUCAGCCCACACGAAGCGGAGGUGGAACAGGACCCACCGGAAAGCAAGAAGCAUACGGCUUCCAGCGGUGUACCUCCUGGCAAGUCGAUUGUACCACCUGAAAAUGUCGAAGGCCAUUUGAUGCAAUUGAAAAGCAAAAAACAAAAAGCCAAAAGAGAAUUUACAAAUACCCGACGAGGGUUGUUGGUUAUAAUGCGAGAGGGCGGUACGAUGGAAGCGGCGGACCAGCAGCUCUGGUAUCUUGAGAAUGUCGAGCAAGAAAUAUUUGCAUUGCUGACCGACAUGGAGGAACUGUACUUGGGAGCUAAUAAUAUCAAAGCCGUAUCGAAGGUACACGACGAGAUGGAAGACUUAAAUCAAGAAAUGAGAGCGACGACUGAUCGCUUCGACCAGUUCGCGAGCCAGCUCGAGUCGCAGGUUAAAAAAGAGCCUGCACUUGCAGCGGGCCAGAACUCUGUGGAAAGGACGAGCAGUAGUACUAGUAAUACUAAUAGUCUGGAUGCCACAGCCCAGCCUUUCAUGCCAAGUGUGACCCAGUCUCAGGAAGAAAAGGCCACUCCAGCUGACUCAGAUAGUCAGCAAGCACUGGAGUCCGAUCCUAGCAGUACUGGUAUCAGGAGAGGUGUUACUGUUAGUGCAGCAGCUGAGACUGUACACCAGGAACAGUGGCAACCUGGUCAACUAAGUAAGCAGUUAGAUCCUGCACUGAGUACUACUGCCAGCCAGUCAUCAGUGACCCAGACUAGCCAGACCGGAGCUGUCACUGCUAGCUCAUCAGUCAGUAUGACCACCAGCAGCACAGGGGAUGGAACCAGUCCACGUCAUGUACCUGCCCCAGUAAGUGCACCACUGUACACUCAGGCACAUACCGGAAUAUCCAGCAGUACAGAUACAAGGAGCAGUAGUGCAAGGGUAGCACUCAGUACUACUAGUAGUAGACCAGCUCUGCCAGCAGUGCGCAUGUCCGCAGUAGCGCAGCCGGCACUACCAGCACCACCACCACAGCCACCACAAUCGGCAAGGGCAGCUGUCGGCCAGGACCUGUGGAGGCAGCUUAAGCGAGUAUCCAUUCCAGUAUUCCGUGGGGACAAGAAGCAGUUCCCAAGCUGGAAAGCAGCAUUUCUGGCAUGCAUUGAUCAAGCUCCGCUGACAGCCGAAUACAAAAUGCUGCAGCUGCGGGAGUACCUGGCAGGCGACGCAUUGAGAGCAGUAGAGAAUCUGGGCCACUCUGCCGCUGCAUAUGAAGCUGCCAAGACCCGUUUGGAGAGAAAGUUCGGCACAAGUCGGCGACAGGUGAGCCUGUACCUCGAGGAGCUGGACAGAUUCCGACCCAUCCGUCCAGAAUCAGCAAAAGACGUAGAACGAUUUGCGGACCUACUUGACGUGGCAGUCAUCAAUCUGAAGGAUAUGCAGCGGACUGAGGAGCUGGGCAACGGUUCCCUGUAUGCCAAGCUGUUGUCUAAAAUGACGGAAGCCAUGGUAGUCAACUAUCAACGCUGGCUCUACGAAAACCACGAACCCGAGAAUGUGGAAACCCUGCUGACCUGGGUAAAUCGUGAGGCAGAAUUCGCAGUCAUAGCUGCCGAGUCAGUCCGGGGAGUGACCUCGCAAACCCGUCAACAGGAGUCCAGCACUGCACGGCCAAGGGACGUGAGCAGCCAUGGACGAGGAGCAGAUCGGCGUACCUCGCAUCACACCUUCGUGAGCUCAAGCACUAGUGGCGACCUGCCGAGCCGCAACCGCUCUUGUCCAGCAUGUGGCCAGGGUCAUCCAGUGUGGCGAUGCCCAACAUUUCAAUCGCAAAGUGUCACAAGGCGUUGGGCCACAGCACGAGGAGCCGCAUUGUGCUACAGGUGUUUAGGCAGCGGGCAUAGUGGGUCGAACUGCACACGCAGCCGCACCUGUGGGAUCGACGGCUGCACGGAAACGCACAACCGCCUGCUCCACUCAUCAAACAGUGACACCAGCAUGGACCCUGCGGCGAGGAAACCAGCUGGAGCUCAGAGCAGUAACAACCAGGGUAUGGCAAAGCCAAGAGCAGCACCCAGUCAACCAGACAGGUCAGGCCAGAUGUCUGGGCCUCCCUCAUCCUUCAGGAACACGGAAGGGGAGUCAGUGUCCGAAACCAGUGCGCAUGCCAGAACGCAUCACGGCCAGCAAGUUGAGCCACAGACAGCCCUGCGGACAGUGCCGGUGACCUUGGUAAACGGCAACCGCAAGAUUGCGGUGAAUGCCCUACUUGAUGACGGCAGCACCGUGUCCUACAUGAACAGUAGCAUCGCAGCUGAACUGGGUCUGGCAGGAGAACAAAAGAGUAUUACGGUGUCUGUCCUCAACGGAGCAGCGACAACGUUCAACACCGUCUCAGUGAACUGUCAAAUCAGCAGCAGCGACGGAAGUGCCAGGUAUGACUUCACGGCAUGGACAACCAACAAUGUGACCGCAUCACUCAAGGCAAUUGACUGGAACAAUCAGCAAGAUCGGUGGCAGCACUUGAGAGAGGUCCCAUUCCCUCCUCUCAAUGGAACAAAACACAUCGACAUACUCAUCGGAGUCGACCAUCCGUACCUACAUGCAUCGCUAGACGAGAUUGCAGGAGGUCCAGGAGAACCUGUUGCACGAAGAACUCCACUAGGCUGGACUUGUGUAGGGCUCGUCAAUCCCGACGCCACAGCCAUCACAUCACUGAACGGUCACAGUACGACAACCGCCAGUCUCGAGCAGCUCAACCAGGUCGUGCAGCGGUUCUGGGAGAUCGAUCAGAGCGGCACCCACCUACGCAGCCACGUGCAGUUGACAACAGCCGAGCAGCAGGCCACAGACCGCGUCGCAACAUCGCUGAUUGGCACUAGCAGCGGGCGCUACGAGAUCCAGCUGCCAUGGAACGCCAGGAAAGUAGAGCUCAGAAACAACUACGCUAUGGCACUGCGCCGACUCAGCAGCACAGAGAAGCGACUGCAGCACAGCAGCGAAGUAGCAGCAGCAUACAGCCAAGCCAUCGAUGAUUACGUGCACAAGGGCUAUGUAGAGCAAGUGCAAGCAGCGGACAUCGCCAAUUCCGGUUGGUUCCUGCCACAUUUCCCCAUUGUGCGUAUGGACAAGAGUACGACGAAGGUACGCAUGGUGUUUGAUGCUGCUGCACAUUAUCAGGGCAUUUCUUUGAACGACGCCAUCUUGCCUGGUCCGAAGCUUCAGAGAGAGCUAUUUGACGUGCUGCUACGAUUCCGUCGAAACUCAGUAGCCCUGGUCUGUGAUGUCAAAGAGAUGUACUUGCAAAUCGAAAUACACCCGGACGAUCGCAAGCACCUCCGGUUUCUCUGGCGUACACAAGACGAGGUCAACGUGUACCAAUUCAAUCGACUGGUGUUUGGACUCAACGUUUCACCAUUCAUCGCACACUACGUCAUCCAGAACCAUGCGCGGCAACAUGCAGUGACGCACCCUCGAGGCGCCGAAGCAGUUCUGGAGUCAACCUACAUGGAUGACACACUGGAUUCAGUGGAGAGUGACGAGAAAGCAGUUGAACUCUAUCACCAGCUAUCGUUUGUGUGGAGCACCGCCGGGAUGAAAGCCAGAAAGUGGCUGAGCAACUCGCCAACAGUCCUGCAGAGCGUUCCGCAGGAAGACCGGCAAUCAUCAAUCGACUUGUCAGGAGAGCUACCAACAACCAAGACGCUUGGUGUACAGUGGCGGCCUGACAGUGACCAGUUUGGCUUUACAUUCUCGAAGCCAGCAGACAACAACAUCACGAAGCGCCUAGUGGUGCGACACAUCGCUACAGUGUUCGACCCAUUAGGAUUCCUAGCACCAUUCGUUGUGCGUGGGAAAAUCUGCAUCCAGGAAAUGUGGGUAGCCGGUCUGGAUUGGGAUACCCCAGCGCCAGAGGCAAUAGCGGGCAAGGCUCGAGCUUGGUUGAACGAACUCUGCGACACAGAUGCCAUCGAGAUACCGCGCUGUCUCUACCCGAAUAGUGAAGCCCCGGACAAGGUACUGCACGUCUUCACUGAUGCAUCAACGCUAGCCUACGGAACAGUUUGUUACACAGUGUCAACCCUUGCAGAUGGACAGGUCUGUGUUCGUAUGGUUGCUGCAAAGACACACGUCGCACCGCUCAAGACCAUCAGCGUACCCCGUCUUGAGCUGAUGGGAGCCAUGCUCGGCCUCCAGUUAGCACAGUCUACAGCUGAGGCACUCAAGAUUCCGAAGUCAGCAGUUGUCUAUUGGAGUGAUAGCGUGGAUGUCCUCUGCUGGAUUCGCAACCCCAGUCGCAUCCACAAGCCAUUUGUCGCGCAUCGUAUCGGGGAGAUACAGCUGGCAACGCAACCAGAACAGUGGCGCUACGUGCCAACGAAGUGCAACCCAGCAGACCUCGCGUCCCGUGGAACCUCAGUAACCAGCCUCAUCACCAGCCAGCUGUGGUGGGAGGGACCGCAAUUUCUGCAGCAAGAGCAAUCGACGUGGCCACCAGCACCGGCACAGCUUUCAUUGACGGACAAUGCGAAGCAAGAAGUGAAGAAGGACCAUCGGGCUACGGCAUCACAGAGCCAACAACAGCAGACGUUCACAGGCAGCAUCACUGCCGCCGACUUGGGACGCUUGGACCCGUCUCGCUAUUCCGAGUUUAAUCGACUCCUACACGUCACAGCCUGGGUGUUCCGGUUUAUCCAGAAUUGUCGCACACCGGCCAGCAAGUUAGUGACGUCCACGCUGACGGCAGAUGAGCUGAAGGACGCAAGAACGUACCACUGCAGAACAGCACAGCAACAAGCGCUUGAGUACAACACCGUGAGGCAGAAGAACUCACUGCCCAAGGCCAGCAGUCUGAGGCAGUUCCAGCCGUUCAUCGAUGCGGACGGGUUGAUGCGGGUUGGUGGUCGUCUUCAACAUGCCGAAUUUCUAUCGUUCGACCAGCAGUGCCCGAUAAUACUGCCAAAGGGACACCGAAUCACGCAACUCAUCAUCAAGUCGUACCAUGAUCGCGGGAAUCAUACGUGCGGCGUCAAUCACAUGCUAUCGGAGCUAUCAAAUCAGUACUGGUUGCUCGGUGGGCGUGACGAGAUGCGUUCCUGUGAGUCCAACUGUGCCAGAUGCAAGCUACGAAAAGCAUCACCAGCAGAACAGGUAAUGGCUCCCUUGCCGAAGGUACGAGUCAGCCUGCCGCUACGAGCCUUCGCACGAGUCGCAGUGGACUACGCUGGGCCAUUUACAACAAAGCAAGGACGAGGCAAGACCCGAGCCAAGAGGUACCUCUGUCUGUUCGCUUGCCAUCUGACACGUGCCGUUCACUUGGAGCUAGCGUACGGCCUCGACGUGGACUCGUUCCUCCAAGCGUAUCAUCGCUUCACCAACCGGAGAGGAACGCCAGUGGAAGUCACAUCCGACAAUGGAACAAACUUUGUGGGCGCCAACAAUGAGCUCCGUGAGUUGGCAGAGGCGCUAGACGUCGACAAGCUCCAGCGAAGCAUGGCGCAAGAAGGCACUCGUUGGCACUUCAACCCACCUAGUGGACCGCACUUUGGUGGCGCACACGAAGCACUGAUCAAGGUGGCGAAACGAGCUUUGUCUGCCACACUCAGCAACCGCGAUACGACUGACGAGGAGUUGUACACCGCCAUUACCGGUGCUGAAGCGCUGAUGAACUCCCGCCCAUUGGGAUACCAGUCAGCCGACCCACGUGAUCCGUUACCGCUAACACCGAACCAUUUCUUGCAUGGGCAGCAGGGCAUGCCAUUCGUCCCAGCAGGCACUGACGAGACGCAAUGGACACUCAAACAGCGAUGGCGGAUGGUCCAGGACAUCGUACUUCAAUUCUGGCGCCGCUGGAUGAAGGAAAUUGUGCCAGAGCUGAACCGUCGCAAGAAGUGGACUCAGACCAAGCCAGAUCUCACCGUCGGAGAUGUUGUGCUAGUCGUGUCACCAGACACAGCACGAGGAGAGUGGCCACUAGCAAGAGUGGCGGAAGUGUACCCAGGCAGUGAUGGGCAUGUUCGAGUCGUGAAGAUCAAGGUCCGAGGGAAGUAUCUGACACGGCCUAUCACUCGACUGUGCCGUAUUGACGCGGAGUGA